Molecule: messenger RNA, 1239 nt
Organism: Sesamum indicum (sesame)
Lineage: Eukaryota; Viridiplantae; Streptophyta; Magnoliopsida; Lamiales; Pedaliaceae
Product: glutelin type-B 2
Source: RefSeq, a predicted model, not a curated record
CACACAUCAUCCAAUUAUAGCUUCUUGUGCAACUCUCAGCAUACAUUCUACGUACGUACGCAGUGCAUAACUUGAUGGAGUCUAAUUCAUCUUCCCAAACGGCGGACGCCUCCGUGUAUGAAGGCGAAGCCGGCGGAUACUACCCUGGGACAGGGCCCCAAUCUCCGGCGAUUCCCCAGGGGAAGCUCGCCGCCGGGAAACUUGUUUUGCAUCCGCGCGGCUUUUCUCCGCCGCACUACUCCGACACUUUCAAUAUCGGUUAUGUUGCCCAAGGUACAUGCACAGUUGGACUUAUCUCCCCAAAUGAUCCGCAAGAAAAAGUCUUGAUAAUCAAGAAAGGAGACGCCUUUCCGAUGAAUAUAGGAACUAUUUCCUGGUGGUUCAACGGUGGAGAUUCUGAUUUCACUAUAAUAUUUCUAGGCGAGCGUAGCCAAUCCCUCAACCCUGGCCAAUCCGACUACUUUUUCCUGACUGGACCCAUAGGUGUUCUAGCAGCCUUUUCCCCCGAAUUUAUUACUAAAAUAUUUCACCUAAAAGAAUCGGAAGCAAACAUUCUUAUGAGCAGCCAAACUAACCCAUUCCUUGUCAAGGUUGGUAAAGAAAUAAAUAUGCCUAAUCAAUCCAAUUGCGAAACUAGGGAAUACGUUUUCAAUUUGGAUGGUUUAAUUUCUUCUGGAGUUAAUUAUGCUAAUAUAACUGCUGAAAAUUUCCCUUUGCUCGACAAAAUUGGGCUUAGUGCCAGUUUGGUGAGGCUCGAGCCCAACACUGUACUGAACCCAUCUUAUAGUGCAAAUGGGUCUCAAAUCAUUUAUGUUUUAAGAGGUAGUGGUCGGGUUCAAAUCAUGGGCCUUAAUGGCACUCGAGUCUUGGACGCUGACGUGCAAGAAGAUGAAGCAUUUGUGGUGCCCAAGCUCUUCGUGGCAACUCAAUUAGCCGGUGAACAAGGAAUGGAACUCUUUUGUGUUUCCACAUCUUCGAGGCCGGUAGUAGGGCAAUUGGGUGGGAAAGAUUCGGCUUGGAAAGCUUUAUCUUCAUCUGUCCUUCAAGCUGCAUUGAAUGUAUCUCCAGAGUUGGUAGAAUUGUUCAAGUCGAAGAUGGAUUUAUAAGACGAUAACAAUUCCUUUUAGGGAAUAUAAAUUGUAUUAUGUAAGGAGGAGGAGGUGCACACCUCUUGUGGGUGUCUGCAUCUGCAAUAAUUGUUUAUUCCUGUAAUAAAAAUAAGAUGUCAUAAUUGAAUCA